UGUUUGUGUUUUCAGGUGCGUGUUUAUUAGCAUAAAAAUCUUAAAAAAUUACGAUUAACAUCUCGUUCCACUUUACGGUAACUGUUCUCGUUUAUUGAGGCUCUCCACUCGGAUAAUUUCACCUGUGCUCUACCGAUUAUUUAAAUUAAACAACGUUUCUGCCAUAUGCCAUAAUUCGGAUCGACUUAUCUGAGAUUUGUUGUUGACGGCGUAUGUGAACAUUUGGAGGGUUCUUCAACAGUAGCACAUUUAUUUCUGUAAAGGCCAACUGCAAGAUAAGAGCUAUUUACGGACGUAGAAUUAUUUUAAAAAUUAGUUGCGAUAAAGAGAAACGGAGAAAAGUGAUAUUGUGCUGUGGGAUUGUUGAUUUUAAGGACUAUUUCCUGGUUUUUGAUGUAACUGUACACACAAUGGAAAUACCGCUGUACUUUAACAUUUACAGUGAAGGUUUAUUCACUGGGCCGGAGAGUAGUGUCCCGAUCGAUUACGCCAAGAUUUAUCCCGACCCCGAGUCGGAGAAAGCUAUCAUGAGCUCUGUCGUUUACUGCAUUCACCAUAAGGAAGGCUGCAAAUGGUCAGAUGAGCUCAGAAAAUUGAAGGCGCACCUAAACUCGUGUAAACACGACGCGAUCCCUUGCACCGGCAAAUGCGGCGCCCAAAUCCCGCGAGUCAUCAUGGAAGAGCACCUCAAAACCACUUGUCCUCAACGGCGCGCCAGGUGUCAGUUCUGCAACAAGGAAUUUACUGGCCUAGUCUUCGAGAAUCACGCGGGCAACUGCGGCUACGAGCCCCUCUAUUGCGAAAACAAAUGCGGAGUCAAAGUCGCAAGACGCCACUUGAGCCAGCACAAAGUGAGCGAGUGCUCGAAACGGCUCCUUCCGUGCAGAUUUUGCUCGAAGGAAUUUGUCGCUGACACACUUUCGGCGCACCAUCUGAAGUGUGGAAGGGUUCCAGUGGCGUGCCCCAACAGGUGCGACGUUAACGUGCUCGCAAAGGAGGAUUUGGAGGCGCAUUUGAAAGAGGAUUGCACGGUUUCGGUGCUUAGUUGCACCUACAAGGACGCAGGGUGCCGGUUUAAGGGCCCUCGAUACCUAAUGGAGAAGCAUUUGGAGGAAAACAGUCAACAGCAUUUGGCUCUAGUUUGCACAGUUGUGACGAAACAGCAACACCAAAUCACCUCACUCAAAAAUGCCCUCUCGAGGCUAUCUCUCAACUACUCUGGGACCCUAAUCUGGAAAAUCAGCGACUUUUCCGAAAAAAUGAACGAAGCGAAGAAUAAAGAGGGGAUGGAGUUGGUCUCGCCGCCUUUCUAUACUAGUCAAUACGGAUACAAGCUUCAGGCUUCACUUUUUCCUAACGGAAACGGAGCCGGCGAAGACUCCCACAUUUCCGUCUACAUCAAAAUCCUUCCAGGUGAAUACGACGCCCUCUUGCGUUGGCCCUUCGCCCACUCCGUCUCGUUCACCCUCUUCGACCAGUCCUCCUGUCCCGAAAAAGCGUGCAAUAUUGUGGAAAGUUUUAUUCCGGACCCCACUUGGAAAAAUUUUCAAAGGCCGAGUAAAGAACCCGAUUCCUUGGGUUUUGGUUUCCCCAAAUUUGUGUCCCAUGAAAUGUUGAAAAAGAGGCACUUUAUGAAAGAUGACACAAUGUUUAUUAGGGUUAAAGUUGAUCCUAGUAAAAUUGUUGCUGUUUGAAGUUGCUACAAUUUUCGGCUCUUGAUCUCAUUUUGUACAUAAUUGUAAAGUUUUGUAAAAAGCGAUAAGACUGUAUAGGGUUACACGAGGAUGUGUGUAAAUAAAAAAUGGAAUAUUUUUGCACCAAAAUAUUCUGUAUUUCUGGUUAGGUUGCUCAGGAAAAUUGUAAAAUUCAAAAUUGUAGGUUUGUUUUAUUUUCGAUUUUUUUGUGAUAGCUGGAGAAGACCAAAGUUCUGUUUAUUUUUCUGUAAAUAUAAGGCGUAAGGACAAGUACUUCGUACGUAAGCGAUAGUCAUUGUUAGGCUAGGCUUCUAACUUAGUGGAUCAUUUUUAUUUUAAUAAAAGCAUUUUUACAUAA
Messenger RNA from Tribolium madens (black flour beetle), 2052 nucleotides. RefSeq names its product TNF receptor-associated factor 4 (gene Traf4). Gene Ontology annotation, molecular function: protein binding; zinc ion binding. Gene Ontology annotation, biological process: regulation of canonical NF-kappaB signal transduction; tumor necrosis factor-mediated signaling pathway; protein K63-linked ubiquitination. Bases 411 to 1694 code for a protein of 427 amino acids. The record is from RefSeq and is a predicted model, not a curated record. Gene Ontology annotation, cellular component: plasma membrane signaling receptor complex. Lineage: Eukaryota; Metazoa; Arthropoda; Insecta; Coleoptera; Tenebrionidae. The transcript is spliced from 6 exons.